CUGUCAGCCAAUCAGAGGAUUGGAGGGGGGCUUUGCGAGAGGCGGCUCGCGGGAAACAGACGGGAAGCAGUUCAUUUCUUGCCGCGAAAACAAACACUCAGAGCAGCUUUUUUUUUAGUUAUUAAACUCUACUUUUCUUUCGUACCGUUGUAUAGACCGACCUGCUUCAGUAUGUCUGGCUUUGACGACCCGGGAGUGUACUACAGUGACAGCUUCGGGGGUGGAGAGGGCCCCGGCGCGGAUGAAGGUGGUCAGAAGAGGAUCCAGAUCAAGAAGCGGUUCCGUGAGUUCCUCCGGCAAUUCAGAGUGGGGACCGACCGCACCGGCUUCACAUAUAAAUACAGAGAUGAACUAAAGAGACGCUACACCCUCGGGGAGUACUGGGUGGAGGUGGAGAUGGAAGACCUCGCCAGCUUUGACGAGGAUUUGUCGGACUGUCUCUACAAGCUACCUACCGAGAACCUGCCACUGCUGGAGGAAGCUGCAAAGGAGGUAUCUGAUGAAGUGACCCGUCCCCGGCCUGUAGGGGAGGAGACAGUGCAGGACAUCCAGGUCAUGCUGAAGAGUGAUGCGCAUCAUGCGUCUGUUCGCAGCCUCAAGUCUGAGCAGGUGUCUCGGCUGGUGAAGGUUCACGGCAUCAUCAUCUCAGCCACAGCGGUGAGGGCAAAGGCCACCAAGGUGUGCCUGCAGUGUCGCGGCUGCCGCUCAGUCAUCAACAACAUCCCUCUGCCUCCAGGCCUGCAGGGUUAUGCUCUGCCGCGCAAGUGCAACACUGAGAAUGCUGGCAGGGUGAAGUGUCCCGUAGACCCCUACUUCAUCAUCCCAGACCGCUGCGUUUGUGUUGACUUCCAGACUCUCCGCCUGCAGGAAUCUCCAGAUGCUGUGCCUCAUGGAGAGAUGCCACGUCACCUACAGCUCUACUGUGAUAGGUAUCUGUGUGACCGUGUGGUCCCAGGCAACAGGGUGACCAUCAUGGGUAUCUACUCCAUCAAGAAAAUGGCUGCUGCAAAGGCCAAAGGCAAAGAGAAAGGCGUUGGUGUGGGCAUUCGUGCGUCCUACCUGCGAGUGGUCGGCCUCCAGUUGGACACAGAAGGAGCAGGCCGUGGUGCUACUGGAUCAGUUUCUCCGCAGGAAGAGGAGGAACUGAGAGCACUGUCUGCUACUCCUAAUGUCUACGACUCUUUGGCACGCUCCGUCGCUCCCUCCAUCUACGGGAGUGAUGAUCUGAAAAAGGCCAUCACCUGUCUGCUGUUUGGAGGUUCAAGGAAAAGGCUGCCUGAUGGUCUCACUCGUAGGGGCGACAUCAACCUGCUGAUGCUGGGAGAUCCUGGUACAGCCAAGUCUCAGCUGCUCAAGUUCGUGGAGAGAUGCUCACCUAUUGGGGUUUACACCUCAGGUAAGGGCAGCAGUGCAGCUGGUCUGACAGCCUCUGUGCUGAGGGACCCCAACACUCGUGGAUUCAUCAUGGAGGGGGGAGCCAUGGUGCUGGCUGAUGGUGGAGUUGUAUGCAUUGAUGAGUUUGACAAGAUGAGAGAGGAUGACAGAGUGGCCAUCCAUGAGGCCAUGGAGCAACAGACUAUCUCCAUCGCUAAGGCUGGUAUCACCACCACCCUGAACUCCCGCUGCUCAGUCCUGGCUGCAGCCAACUCUGUGUUUGGCCGCUGGGACGACACAAAGGGGGAGGACAACAUCGACUUCAUGCCCACCAUCUUGUCCCGUUUUGACAUGAUCUUCAUCAUCAAAGACCAGCAUGACCAGCAGAGAGACAUGACUCUGGCUCGUCACGUGAUGAAUGUUCACCUGAGUGCUCAGACACAGACCGAGGGUGUUGAGGGCGAGAUCCCACUGGCCACCUUUAAGAAAUACAUUGCCUAUGGCAGAGCCAAAUGCGGCCCUCGACUCUCUGCGGCGGCGGCUGAGAAGCUGAAAAACAGAUACAUAGUGAUGAGGAGCGGUGCAAGGGAGCAUGAAAGGGAGAGCGACAAAAGACCCUCCAUCCCUAUCACUGUCAGGCAGCUGGAGGCGGUUGUGCGUAUCGCAGAGUCCCUGGCUAAGAUGAAGUUGCAGGCUGUGGCUGGAGAAGAAGAGGUUGAUGAGGCCCUCAGACUCUUCCAGGUUUCCACACUGGACGCUGCACUGUCUGGCAGCCUUUCAGGAGUGGAGGGCUUCACUUCUCAGGAGGACCAAGAAAUGAUCUCGCGUGUCGAGAAACAGCUGAAGAGACGCUUUGCUAUCGGCUCCCAGGUGUCCGAGCACAGCAUCGUCCAAGACUUUACCAAACAGAAGUACCCAGAGCACGCCAUCUACAAAGUCCUGCACCUGAUGUUGAGGAGGGGUGAGCUUCAGCACCGCAUGCAAAGGAAAGUGCUCUACAGAGUCAAGUAGAGCAAACUGCUGCUCAAAUACAUAUCCAUGCUGUUGCUGAUGUAAAUAGUUUUGGUCUGGCUAUUUGUGCUACUCUGUGUUUACCAAUAAUUUCUGAUCUCAGUCAUGGUGAAAGCUGUUGCUUUCAAACCUCGGGACUGAUUCAGUUGGAUCUGGAUUCAUGGCAGCAACCGUCUGAUUUCUGAUCAGGCUGAAAAACAAUGAAAAAAUGUUUUGGAUAAAGCUAUUUAGCUGUUAAUGAUGUUUUGUAUCAAUAUAAAGAUGUUAUCAAGUGUCUGCAUACUCAGUAAAAAUAAAGAAUUAAAGUAUUUGAAAUAAUAA
This is a messenger RNA of Xiphias gladius (swordfish), 2706 nucleotides long. It is a transcript of the gene mcm5, whose product is annotated as minichromosome maintenance complex component 5. Gene Ontology annotation, biological process: DNA replication; double-strand break repair via break-induced replication; DNA replication initiation. Gene Ontology annotation, molecular function: DNA replication origin binding; ATP binding; single-stranded DNA helicase activity. The transcript is spliced from 16 exons. Lineage: Eukaryota; Metazoa; Chordata; Actinopteri; Istiophoriformes; Xiphiidae. The record is from RefSeq and is a predicted model, not a curated record. Gene Ontology annotation, cellular component: nucleus; MCM complex. Bases 172 to 2385 code for a protein of 737 amino acids.